This is a messenger RNA of Spodoptera littoralis (African cotton leafworm), 1218 nucleotides long. The record is from the annotation of a GenBank genome assembly. NCBI's taxonomy places the organism in Eukaryota, Metazoa, Arthropoda, Insecta, Lepidoptera, Noctuidae.
AUGGCGUCUAAAGUCCUAGUGCCAGCUGCCCCGUUCACGAAGCUCCAAGUGAAGAAGUCAGCUCCGGAGCCGACAGGCAGCGGGUUCAUCAUUGGAGGCGACCCGGUGGCCAGGGUCGCACACCUGGAGCACAGCGUCAGGUUCCUGCAGGAACAACAUCGGCAGAUGCUGAGUGGUUUACAUGCGGAGAUCGAAGCCUUGAGAGAGAGGAACAGAGAUCUGCAGUUCCAGUUGAUAUUCAACAAGGAGUCCUCACCGAAGGCCAGUUCACCACCAGCUGAGGAAAACACUGAAAACAAUGAGGCUAAGCUGAAGCGCGAGGUGUCACGCCUGGAGCAAGAAGCGUCCACUGCCCGCAGUGAGGCGAAGGCUGCCGAGGCCCGAGCGCUACAACUGCAGAUGCUCGUAGACGCGCAAACUGAAAAGCUGCGGUCUCUGGAGGUGAGCAGCGCGUGUUCGUGCGGCGGCGCGGAGGGCGCGUGUGCGCCGGAGAGUCGCGCGGAGCUGCGCGCGCGGCUGGGCGAGGCGGAGCGCCUGGUGCGCCGCCUGCGCGCCGACGCCGAGCGACAGCGCAGAGAGGUACAGGCGGCCGCCGGCCGGGACCCCGCCGGGGGCGCCGUCACUAACCUCUUGUUUGACGGCGUGGCCGCGCGUCACGCUCACUUACAGUGUAUGAAAAAUUCCCUGCACGCGAGUUUGCGCGCCAGUGGUUUGGACGCGUACGGAUAUCAGAACAACUACCACUUUCCACCAGUACAUACGCCUGACUUCUGGCGAGAGCCGCUUAGAGACGACUUCAACAUGGUGGGUUCGAGAGGGCGAAGCACCCGGCGGCCGCUCACACUGCCUGAACUAUCCGGACAACAGAUGCACCGCUCUACCAUUUAUGCAAACAAUCAUACACGUGAUCCGCGUCCGAGAGCCAAUGGAUAUGACAAGAAUAAAAAGCCGCCAGCGACCAAUGGAGAGGCCACCACCAGUACCAGUACCCCUAAGACUCCAGAAGAACCCUCAGACUGCCGAUUUAGAUCAAUGAACGCGAGCGAUUUAUCGAAAAACGAACAUAGUAACAUGAGCUCAAAAGCCAUGUAUCCAGAGUUGAAAAUGGUUGUGACAAAAUUAAUAUCACACAGUCAGGUGAGCGGCGCGAGCGCAGACGCGGGCCGCGGCCGCACGCGCAGGCACCACCACCGCAAGCACGCACCCGACCACACAUAG